Messenger RNA from Rotaria sordida, 1680 nucleotides. Lineage: Eukaryota; Metazoa; Rotifera; Eurotatoria; Philodinida; Philodinidae. The record is from the annotation of a GenBank genome assembly.
AUGUUAUCUGAAGCAUUACAACAAUUGAAAACUCUAUAUUCACCAGAAGAUGCUGAUCGUUUAUCACUUAUUCUUGAUAUUUUAUCCGUUUCAAGAAUUGAUGAUCGACCAACUGUAGCUCAAGAAGAUUUGAAUAUUCUCAUUUGGAAAAAACCAAAUGGUACUGUCGAUCUCUUAUCUAUCCUACGUCAAUUGCCAAUCUGUCUUCAACAAUAUCAACAUUCAAGAGACAUGCCAUUAGAUCGAGACUGGACAUUACAGCCAUUAGCAGCUCUUCGAUUAGCUUGGGUCAUGGAUGCAUCUGGCAGAACUUUUCCUGAUUUUAUUACACAAGCUUUACCAAGUUUAGUUGUACACAACAAAUAUUUAACUGAUCUAGAUCAAGAUGAAAAUCGAUCUGCAUUCUGGAUGAAAAAUCUUCGUGAACUUGCUCCAAAAAUAGAUCUUCCAGCUGAAGUUUUACAAUCUAUUCAUCAAAUCUUAACUGUUCAUGCUUUAAAAGGUUUUCUACUACGAUUGACCGAUGGCUCGAUUACUUAUGAGAAACCAAUUUAUGAAAAUGUUUCACCAUAUAUUGAUACUGAUGUACCAAUGGCUUGGUGUAUAUUUGUCAAUGAAAAACUCGAUCGAGUCGAUGCCCAAACUGGUCAAGUCAUUGAACGAAUAGCAUUUGUCACAGAUAAACACGAAAUUGAACGAUGGUACAACAUCAAUCUUCGCAAACAUGGUGCCGUAAUUCGACCACGGUAUUUAUCUAAACAAGAGUAUGCUAAUUUUCCAGAUGAUGCUAUCGAACUCUACAAUACGUGUACUCGAAAAGAUGUUGACAUUCUUCGUGAUCAAUUGGAAGAAUUCGGCAAAGGUUCUUACUCAUCUGAUCAAAUCAAUGCACAUAUCUAUACUAUUCGAGAUCGACUUAAAACCAUUCCAUGUGUACUCUGGGGGUUGCAAGCCCAAACACACGAAACGGUCACUGCAGCCAAAGCUGCCUGUCAAGAUGCUACUAUUCCAACUGAAAAAGUAGUCAUAAACAUUACUAGAUCAAUUAUUAUUGAUUAUUUUAUCUCACAUUGUGAUGAUCGAUUCGUUGCUGGAGCAUUACGUGGAUUCGGUGAAUAUGCACGAGUAGCUAGUCAACAAGUAUCGGCUGGUAUUAGUGAAUUGGAUUAUGCAAUUGAAUGUGGACAAAAGGCGAUGAUAGAGGAAAAUUCUAUGGAGAUUGUACCUUUCAUUCAUCUGGAUAAACCUGGUGUUCAGGAAUAUUUAGAAAAUCAACAUAAAAAAAUUACACUGCAAUUACGCUCGGUCGCAGCUCGUCCACAAUUCGAAAGUUUAUUUGCAUUGCUUCAGAAGGCUAAAAUAACAGUAAAUGACGAUUCACUUUCAGGUAUGGCCGAUCUUGAAUCAUUACCAACACAAGCAACUACUGUAAAACCAACAGAGAAUUCAUCGAAAGUAACACUCGAUAAAGAAUUAUUCCCUUGUCCAAUUACACUCGAUAUCAUGGAAAAUCCUGCGACGACCGUACCUUGUGGACAUAUGUUUGAAAUGAGUGCCAUUAACCAGUAUUUAAGAACAAGCAAUAUUUGUCCUUCAUGUCGAACAGCUAUUACUGGUGUUACUCAAAAUUUUGCAUUCAAAAAUAUUAUUGAAGCAUGGCUAGCUCAACAACACGAAUAA